AUGUCGCAACUUGCUUCAGGAGUAUCGCCCAUUCGACUACCUACCAACCAUGCGCUUCGAUCUACACCAAGACUCCCAACCCCUCCUCCACCUGAUCCCGAAAACGAGCUUCCCUUUCUCUCUCCCGAACUCCUCACAUCCACGCUCAAGAAAAUCCACAAAUCGCGCUCGCAACUACGUCUUCACCUUUUCCAAACAACAGAGACCCCCUUCCAGAAUAUACACAUUGGCGCGCUAAUCUUCAACGGUCCGAAGCUUCUCGUUAUCAAACAUGUGGUGGAUGAAACUUGCUGCUACGAUAUUCCGAGCAGGAAGAUGGCGGAUGAGGAUUUCAGUGUGAUUCGGGCUCUAAUUGGUGUUGUCAAGGAACAGACCGGGAUGGAGGUGGCUUUGGUGGUUAGAGAGUUAAUGCCUGCGUUCCAGUUCAAGAUUCCGUGGGUUGUGCAUGGAGAGCAGUUCUGGAGUCCGUGUGUGCAGUUGAAUUUUGUGGUUGGGGUGAGGGCUGGUGGGUUUGAUUCUGGGAAUGGGAGAGAGAAUUUGUUUUGGAUUGAGGAGGGGGAGGGGAGAGAGAUGGAUAUGCCGGAUGGUGUUAAGGGGUUGGUUAGAUGGGCUUUUGCGGAUCGGUUGAUUCAUGGGAGUUGGAUUUAA
Molecule: messenger RNA, 648 nt
Organism: Glarea lozoyensis ATCC 20868
Lineage: Eukaryota; Fungi; Ascomycota; Leotiomycetes; Helotiales; Helotiaceae
Exons: 1
Coding region: 1-648 (215 amino acids)
Source: RefSeq, a predicted model, not a curated record